Molecule: messenger RNA, 813 nt
Organism: Rotaria sp. Silwood2
Lineage: Eukaryota; Metazoa; Rotifera; Eurotatoria; Philodinida; Philodinidae
Source: the annotation of a GenBank genome assembly
AUGAUUUGUAAUAAUGAAUAUAUAUUAAUAAGCGCAAAUAAUUAUUUAUAUUUGUUUAAUGGAAAUUUAAAACUUAUUCGAUCUAAUAAUAAUAAAAAAAUUCUUAAAGAUGAUCUUAAAGAUUUAUGUUGGUCUUCUUAUUUAAAUAAUUUUAUAAUAUUAACAAAAAAAGAUAUUUAUUUAAUAAAUCCAUUAACAAUUAAAUUUUCAAUUAUUGAAAAUAUUAAAUUAAAAGAUCAUCGAGAAGAAUAUAUAUCAUGUACUUGUUCACAAGAUAAAAUUUAUAUAAUUAAAUAUCAAUUAAAUACAAAUUCAUAUUAUCUUGAAGAAUAUUCUUUACCAACAUUUCGUUUUUCAAGAAAAUUUCAAAUUCUUGAUUUAAUUGGAACUUCAUUAUGUAUUAAAAAUGGUUUUUAUAAUCAAUUUUAUAAUAUACAACAAAUUAUUUCAAUUCGAUAUUAUGAAGAAAAACUUAUUAUUAUUAUUAAAAUUGAUUUCAAUUGGUUUAUUUAUAUAUUUCAUUUAUAUGAUAAACCAACUUUUUUAACUAAAAUAUAUUUAGAAGAUAAAUCUCGAAUGACUAUUUUAAAUUCAAUAAAUCAAUUUGUUAUUGUUAAAGAUUAUUUAUCAAAUUCAUUUAUUAAAAUGACAAUGGAUUUUGAAAAUAACUUUGAAACAAAUCAAUUUAAUCAAAAUAACAAUUAUUCAAAAGGAUUUAUUGAUUUUAAUGGAAAAUUACGUAAUGUUUCUUCAUUUGGAACAUCAAAUAUUGUUUUUCUUAUUGAUGAUGCUCUUCUCAUUUAUAAAUUAUAA